Molecule: messenger RNA, 3682 nt
Organism: Athene cunicularia (burrowing owl)
Lineage: Eukaryota; Metazoa; Chordata; Aves; Strigiformes; Strigidae
Gene: CDCP1
Product: CUB domain containing protein 1
Exons: 9
Coding region: 3-2429 (808 amino acids)
Source: RefSeq, a predicted model, not a curated record
UUAUGAUCUCUCUUCGUACAGUGGACAACAUCACAGUUAUGAUUAAACUGAGACCUGGUGUUUUACCAAGGUGUCAAAUUCGUGUUAAAAAUGUCAUCAGGUCUGAACUCAAGAUAAAGCCAGGGGACAACGUGACUUUUACCUUCACUUGUAGUACUCCAGAGAAGUAUUUUAUAAUGGAAAUUCAGAAAAAUAUUGACUGUGUAUCAGGCCUGUGUCCCUUUGGAGAUGUUCAUCUUUACCCACCGGGGCUACCUCGCCUUAACAGGACUUUCAUCUGGGACGUGAAGGCGAGUACAAAGGCUGGACUUGAACUGAAAUUUUCAACCCCGUGGCUAAGACAGAUUGAACCAGGAGAGACAUGCCCAGAUUUUGUUAGCUACAACAUCAACAGCUGUAUUGAUACAGCCACAGUCAACAUUGGCACCUUCUGCAGGAAUGGCUCGGUGUCUCGUGUCAAGCUGCUGGGAGGAGUUGUCAUGUCUCUGCACCUCCCGUGGGACUCGCCUCUCACCACCUCAGGCUUCAGCAUAGCUAACAGGGCUUCCAUAAAACGGUUAUGCAUUAUUGAAUCAAUUUUGAAGGGGGAAUCUUCAAUCACCUUGAUGUCCCCAAACUACCCACUGGGCUUUCCUGAAGACGAGCUCAUGACAUGGCAGUUUGUGGUUCCUUCCAACAUGAGAGCAAGCGUGUUUUUCCACAACUACAGCCUCUCCAACUGUGAAAGGAAAGAAGAGAGGGUGGAGUACUACAUCCCUGGCUCCCUCAGCAAUCCAGAGGUGUUUAAGCUGAGCGACAGUCAGCCUGCCAAUAUCGCUGGCAGUUUCAACCUGUCCCUGCAGGGCUGUGAUCAGGAUGCCCAGAACCCUGGCAUUCUCCGCUUGCUCUUCCAAGUUGUCGUUCAGCACCCGCAGGUUGAUGAGAAUGUCACCCAUCUGGUCGACCUGAGCAAGGAGUGGAAUAUGACAGUAACAAUACACUUUGAAGGGUGGCCCAGCCGCAUCCCGCUCAUGUCUGAACCGAUAUGCCUGAUCUGCAAGGAUCCUCGCACCUGUGACCGCGUCUUGACUUUGGUGUCUGGAGCCAUUUACAAGAUCUCCUUUCUAUGCAAGGACUUGUCCCAUCUGAGGAUCACAGCUGAAAAAGGCAUAAGCUGUGUCGAUCUUCGGUGGUGUCAGAGGAAGAUCUAUUCCCUUUCGGUGCCCAAGACUAUUACCCAAUUGCCAAUUCGACUGCAUAAGUUUAUUUGGAAGCUCUUGGCUCCCGAUCUGAUCAACAUAGAAAUUACGUCUCCGUCCUUGAAACUUCAGCAACACGUCCCAGAGCAGAGGUGCAACACAAGCUACAGUUACAGUAUUGUUAGUGCCACCCCAGAGGCAGAGUUGAAUGUUGGUGUAUUCUGUCCUGGUGGAUCCAUUGAAAAGAUUCAGUUGAGGAAUAAUAUCACCAUAUCCUUAAAAACAUUUGGUAAAGGAUUCCUUAAUGAGUCUAACCAUCAGGAUCUGAAAAUGUCUUUUGUGCCACAUAUUAAAGAUGAGUGUGCUUUCACUGUGAGUCCUGAUGCAAAAGCUAAAGUUUACUUGCAGACUCCCAACUGGCCUUAUGGUCUACCUCCUUAUGUCUCCAUAUCCUGGUACAUCAUUGUGCCCAGCAAGCAAGUUGCCCGCCUUGGGUUCUCCAAGAAUCGCAUGGGCAUCAUUUGUGAGACAGGCCGUGCCUAUGUCAACAUAAAGGAAGAGACACUAGGGGCGGAGGAGACCGUGUGCCGUGAGGACGAGCAGCUGCCCGAGCCCCGAAACAUGUAUCAUGACUUCUGGGUAAAUGUCUCCAACUGUAAACCCGUGGAUAAGACACAGCUGACCUUGCAGUUCUGGGUGACUUCUGCUGACAAGCAGAUAGACCUAGGAGUGGUACUUGCUGUGGUGGCCGGGGCUGGAGUUCUUGCAGCGAUUGGACUGACUGUGUUCUGUGUUAAGAAGAAGAAGAAGAAAAGCCAGAAUCCCAUGGUGGGAGUGUACAAUGCCAACGUAAAUACCCAGGUGCCUGGAAAACAAGGCUUAUUCACAAAAGGGAGGAAAAACAAUGAGUCUCAUGUCUAUGCAGUUAUUGAUGAUGCUAUGGUCUAUGGGCACUUGCUGAAGGAAUCCAAUGGCUCUGUUGCUCCAGAAGUUGACGUGUACCGGCCUUUUGAUGGACCCAUUGGUAGCUUGCCACCUUCUCCACCUCCGUUCUCCUUCAGAAAAGACAUUAAAUGCUCUUCUAACACUGAGGAACCUCUGCCUCUGACAGACACAGACCAUGACACUUACACAUUUGCUCAUCAGAAAUCGGAGCAAUUGGAGGACAAUGGAGAUAAAAAUGAAAAGAAUAAUGGAGAUACAAGCAUGUCUUUGCUGGAAAAUAAAGAACAGGAUGGUUUAGCGGAGUAAUUUUACACCAAAUAUAGCAGUUUCCUGUGGAAAUACAGGUGUAAGGACAGGGGUCUAGGGAAAAAACCUGAAGACGAGUGUUAUUUUUAAAUGUGUUUUGUUGUUUUGUAUGUGUGUUGUUCAUUUGUUGGUUUUUGUUGUUUUUUUUUAACUUCAGCUGUUGAUAGCUUUCAGUUUUAGAGUGAACACCUAGCACACUCAAAACCGCUUGAGAUGUUCCAACACUAGAUGUGCUUUUGGUUAUGAAACAGGUGGCAAAGGUACACUCCUGCUUUUUAUUAUGAAGAUAUCAGGAAAAUUAAUUUCUAACUGCCAGCCUGAAACUGUGGCAUUAAUAGAGAGAGUGUUUUGUCCAGUAGUUUCUCCUGGCAAGUCAUUUGUUCCUGAGUGUUGGUUGAUAAGUCUUGGAAGGUGUAGGCUCCAUCAUCAUCUUAAGGCAGCUCCAGGUUGCACAGAUGUCUAAACGAUCUGCCGAUGUCUGAGCGAAGGAGGAGACACUGUCAUUUUCACCACUUGCUGCUUGAAAACUCAUCAUAUUUAGCAUGUUGGUACUAUGUAAGUGUAGUGAAAGACCAUGUGUGCUGCCUGGAAGAGCUCCAUGGGUGUAAAUCAGUGUGAAUGCUUGAGCUUGGGCUCUUCUAGUUUGGAAGUAAAAUUACGGGUUUUCUCUAAUUUCCAGUUGAUGUUAUACUUGAUAGCACUGUGUGAGCUUGCACCAAAGACGGUAUUUUCUUUAAUUUUUUACAAAACCAGUUACAAAAAUCUAAACCAAUUUGCGUGUCUGUUUGGAAGCCUGUAGAUUCACAGUUUACUAAUAUCUUAUGCUUUUGGUUCAAAAGAGUAAGGAUUCGGUGAAGAAAUGAUGCUGUGGCCAUCCAGCUGUUUACUAAUGCUUUUCACUUUCCCUGUUAGAGAUGCUGGGUUAUUUAAUAAGGAUUAAAGAAAGGGGUGAAGAUGACAGAUUACUUCUAGUAGGUAGUUUCCCUGAAAUGUAAAGAAUGAGAAUAAAUCCAUAGGGAUAGCCUAGAUUUUUAAUUUUAUAUUUUUUAUUAGUCUGAAUUCAACAAUCAUGUCCAAAUGGUGGGAACAGCUCUUAAUUUCUGGUGGGAUUUACACUUCAGUUGUCUAGCUGGCUUUGAAAGGCACCUCUUGAAAUCAGGGAUAACAGUGUAAAUGUACAUUUUAUGAGUACUCUAACCCAGAAGAGGCCUUUAUGAAAAUACAUGAAGACCUUUUUUCUAAAUUGAAAUGCA